GUGGAGGAUAUCUCUGGAAUUACGCGUGAUUUACUAGUGUCUAGCUUGCAUCAAUGUUUAUUUGCUAUGCGAAAUAUAAUUGGACAUAAUCUUAUGCCGCUUAUAUGCGAAAAAAUCGAAUCACAAUGGCCUAAUGGUCAGUUGGAUGCUUUAAGCUUACUCAGUGAUUGUUUACAUGGACAAAUUCAAUGUCCAAAUGUCGAUGAUACUACUAUCAAUACAAUAUUAUUCUCAGAUAAGAAUCCAAUCGAUAUACGACAUAUCUCUCCUUAUCUUGGUGUAAUUAUUCCUACAUUAAUCAAAAUUG
Schistosoma turkestanicum is the source of this 307-nucleotide messenger RNA. The record is from the annotation of a GenBank genome assembly. NCBI's taxonomy places the organism in Eukaryota, Metazoa, Platyhelminthes, Trematoda, Strigeidida, Schistosomatidae.